Molecule: messenger RNA, 315 nt
Organism: Fusarium graminearum PH-1
Lineage: Eukaryota; Fungi; Ascomycota; Sordariomycetes; Hypocreales; Nectriaceae
Exons: 2
Coding region: 1-315 (104 amino acids)
Source: RefSeq, a predicted model, not a curated record
AUGAGUUCCCGAGAUAUCUCUAGGAAGAGACUUGGUUCCUGGCCCGGGUUCAGCCCCGAGGCCGCAGCUAAGCUUGACGAGAUCAGCAUGGCCAUGGAAGGCCGCUGCAUGGAGAGAAGUACCGAAAGGACCGCAGGUUUCACGGAUUCGAGAUUUGCCAUAACGUUCAAGUAUCUUCUCCGCACAGAUCUUACUGCCAACGAGCGAUACUGCUUGCAAAGCAGUUCCAAAUUCGCUUUGAAUGUGGACGUCUGCUUGAGCCUUGACGAGAUUCAGUACUACGUCCUCAUGACGCUUCUUGCAAGCAGCAACUAA